GGACUGUUCGUGAGGGGAAAGAGAAUGAAUUGAUUUCAGAUAUUCGGAUGAUUGUUAUGCUGAUGCUGAUGCUGCAUGCUGAGAUGCUGAGAUGCUGAAAUGCUGAUACUGCAUGCCGAGAUUGAAGAACAGGGUAGUACGAUGUGCAGUUCUCUUGUCUUGUAUGCGCAUUUCUGGUUUUGGGCAAGAGUUUUUUUGGGGGGGAAUGGGAAGGUGGUCGGGUGGAUGGGUAGAUGCUUGGAUGGGUGGAUGGGUGGAUGGGUGGUCGGGUGGAUGGAUGGAUGGGUAGAUGGGCACAAAAAGGUCACGGGGGGCAAGGAAGUCUUGAUUACCGUACACAUAGCACAGCACAUAGCACACAGCGCAGCGCAGCGCAGUAGAGCACAGUGGAGCACAGUAGAGCAAAGCCAUCGGUCACAAGGUAAACAGACAGACAGUCGAACAAACAAACAAACAAACCUCAGCGUGUAUGUAUGUAUGUAUGCAUAGGAAGGAUCAAGUGAGGAGGUGAAGAAGUAGAGCCCCGCCCGUGCAAAACGGGAAAAAGGGCGCCGGCGCAAAUAAUGGUAUUGUUAGCGAUAUGGAGACUCUGUUGGGAUGGCUUGGGAUGCGAUGAUAUUCAGCGGGCAAAGCUAGGUAGUACUGCACAGAAA
Pseudovirgaria hyperparasitica is the source of this 653-nucleotide messenger RNA. RefSeq lists its product as uncharacterized. The coding region runs from base 100 to 489 and encodes 129 amino acids. The transcript has a single exon. The record is from RefSeq and is a predicted model, not a curated record. Lineage: Eukaryota; Fungi; Ascomycota; Dothideomycetes; Acrospermales; Acrospermaceae.